UAACAGCACCUACAGCAGUGAUUUCCAUUUCCAUCUUCUCUCAGAAGCCUAAAUAAUGAAAAGCCCAAGGCUUCAAGAACAAGAUUGAACAAGGAGAAGAAGAAAAUCAUAAAAUAGAGCUAUACUAUAUACCUCUAUUGCUUCUCUUCCAAGCCAUAGCUAAGGUACUUAUCAAUCUCUUUUCUUUUUUUCUUUUUUUGAUGCUGAUAAUUUCGCCAUUAAAGCUUUCACGGCAUUUCCCACGAGAAAUCGGUCCAUUUCACUCACGAAAAAGCUUUUCUAUUACUCUUUAACCCUUCUUUCUUCACUAUAUAACCAUCUGUCCACACUCCCUCCACUGCAACAAGAACAAUGCUUUCCACAAUGGCGAAACCAAAGAAGAGGAUCAUUAACCUCUCUUACAUUUUCUUCACUCUGUUUCUUCUACAAUGUAAAUUAUUAGAUGUUUUUGCUAUUCUAGACCCUGUUGAUUUCUUAGCUUUACAAGCCAUUAGAAAGUCUCUCGAAGAUAUGCCUGGUUCUAACUUUUUCGCUUCAUGGGACUUCACUUCUGAUCCAUGUAACUUUGCUGGAGUGUACUGUGAAGGCGAUAAAGUUAUUUCUCUAAAUCUUGGAGAUCCUCGGGCCGGCUCGCCUGGUCUCACGGGCCGCCUCGACCCAGCCAUUGGUAAACUCUCUUCUCUCGCGGAGCUGUCAAUCGUGCCUGGCCGAAUCAUCGGCCAGCUCCCGCAAUCUUUGUCUCAGUUGAAGAACCUGCGUUUCCUUGCAAUCAGUCGGAACUUCGCAUCCGGCGGAAUUCCAGAAACUCUCGGCCAGUUACGUGGCCUGAAAACGCUUGAUCUCAGCUAUAACCAGCUCACAGGAGACAUUCCUCGCACAAUCGGUACCUUACCGGAGCUAUCGAAUGUCAUACUUUGCCACAACAAACUGUCCGGUUCGGUCCCUCCGUUUCUCUCCCAAACACUAACCCGACUCGACUUGAAACACAAUGACCUCUCCGGUUCGCUAUCUCCUGAUGCUCUGCCUCCGUCAAUGCAAUACCUCUCUUUGUCGUGGAACCGGCUGACUGGACCGGUUGACCGGUUGUUAAACCGGCUCGACCAGUUAAAUUACCUGGACUUGAGUAUGAACCAGUUUAACGGUAAUAUUCCAAGUCGGAUCUUCUCAUAUCCAAUAACAAACCUUCAGUUACAGAGAAAUUCAUUUACUGGUCCGGUUCAGCCAGGUGAUCAGGUGACAAUCACAAUCGUCGACUUGAGCUACAAUAGGCUAUCAGGUCAAAUCUCGCCAAUGUUCUCGAGCGUACAGAAUCUAUAUCUAAAUAACAACCGGUUUAUGGGUCAAGUACCGGGUAGUUUUGUGGAUCGGUUAUUGGCUGCUAGUAUACAGACUUUAUAUCUACAGCACAACUAUUUGACAGGAAUAGAGAUUAAUCCGGCGGCUAUGAUUCCGUUGAGUAGCUCGCUGUGUCUGCAGUAUAAUUGUAUGGUCCCGCCCGUACAGACGCCGUGCCCAUUGAAGGCUGGGAAGCAGAAGACCAGGCCUGCUGCACAGUGUAACGAAUGGAGAGGGUAGAAUUGUGAAUUUGGAAAUUGGUGAGGGGUAAAUCGGGAAGAAAAGAUAAAAAAUACGGUAUCUUUAUUAAUUUUUUGUGGGUGGUAAUUUUGAUUGACUAAUUUAUUUUUUUGAGGAAUAAAGAAUGUUGUGGAUAGAGGGCAAUUGUGUAGUGUUAAUUUCAUGUUUUGUUAUUAAUGUUAAUGUAUGAUAAUUUACGUCUUCAUUAUUAUGU
Pistacia vera is the source of this 1789-nucleotide messenger RNA. RefSeq names its product probably inactive leucine-rich repeat receptor-like protein kinase IMK2. Gene Ontology annotation, molecular function: protein binding. The record is from RefSeq and is a predicted model, not a curated record. Lineage: Eukaryota; Viridiplantae; Streptophyta; Magnoliopsida; Sapindales; Anacardiaceae. The transcript has a single exon. Bases 352 to 1575 code for a protein of 407 amino acids.